Paraglomus brasilianum is the source of this 537-nucleotide messenger RNA. NCBI's taxonomy places the organism in Eukaryota, Fungi, Glomeromycota, Glomeromycetes, Paraglomerales, Paraglomeraceae. The record is from the annotation of a GenBank genome assembly.
AUGUAUCCUCCGCCAUAUAACAACAAGGACAAAAUAUGUCCUCCACCUAAAGACAUUUUAAAUCGUCCUUUUAUUAAAUGCGCACUAGCAAGAUAUACUCCAAGUAUCAUAAUGCAUGCGCCCAUUCUUUCAAUAAAUUACACUCUCGGAGGGCAUUAUAGGGUAUCGGAGAAGUUGAAUAAAUUACUCUUUGCCCACCCUCCCAUAAACUCCCAAACAUACGGCAAUAUCCCACUCAACAGGAUGACAGAGCUGGUGGAUGAAGCCUUUUACCUCGCGGGAAAGGAAAAGAAGAAAUCGAUGCCGCGGUUUCCUUACUCAGUUGAACCUUACUCACUGAGAAGAAGAGAAAGGACUCUGAAGCAAAAACACGUUGGGAAAAUGAAGAACCGCGUGUUGAAGUUAUAUUCAAAAGAGGCAAAGACACGAUGGGAAAACGAAGAACCGCGUGUUAAGCAAUUCUUCAAGAUACUUGCCGAAUUGGCGAGGAUAGUACACCGUAAAAAAUAUCCUAGUAUCAACAGCUCGAAAAUUUAA